AUGGCCAAAACCUCUCAGUCCUUCCCCCUCUCGUCCAUUAUUUCCAAAUGUGGCAGGAUCCAGGGUAGCGACAGCGGGGCUCUAUGCCUCAGGAUUAGAGAAGCAGGGAUGGCCAACCCCACAAGUGAUCCAGAGAAGGACAAAGACAUGGAAGAUGUGAUGGAAGGCCUGGAGGAACUCUCUGAGAGCCCUGACGAGGAGAAGAAUGGGAAGGCUCUGCUGCGUGUGUGCCUAGAAGAACAGCAUCACCUUAUCUGCGUACUGAAGAAAAAAGCAGACGAUGCACGCGAACGCUGCCGAGGCCUGGAGCAGCUCAACAUGGAGCUGGAGAAACUGAGGACAGAGGAUUUUGUGAAAAUGAAAACCCAGACCCAACGGAUUCAGCAUCUGGAGGGGCGCUUGGUGGAUCUGGCCAACAACCACGAAGAAAUGAUCCAGCUCAAGGACGAACACAGGAAACAGCGUAUGCAGCUGUGGGAGGAGAACAAGCGCCUGCGGCAGGAGAACGAAGCGCUCUUCAGCCAGGCUGUGAGGGAGAAGGAAGCUGAAGUGCUCCAGCUCGCUGCCCAGGCCAGACAGCUCUCGCAGCAGUUAGACUCUCACAGGAGGAACAUGCUGAUGAGUCGCAGAGCCCAGGAGCGGGAGAAGGAGCUGCUAGAAGCUCAGAGCCAGCAGGCAAGUGCCUACGCCUGGGAAGUCGAUUCACUAAAAAACCAGCUGCGAUGUCUACAGGAGAAGCACCAACAAGUUGUUGCACAGGCAGAGCAUGUAGAAAGUCAGUGGAGGGCUCAGGGCAGCGAGCUGCAGGCCAAGCUGGAGAGGGCAAAGGAGGAGAAAGAGUGACUACUGAACCUGGCCAUGGAGAGGGGCAAAGCAUUGCAAGAUAAGCAACGGGAAAUUCAGCGGCUGAGGGGGAGGCUGGAGAGCGCAGAAGCAGCCAGGCGGAGCGCAGGAAAGCGCCCUGCGACAGAGGCAGCAGCAGCGGACAAUGACCUGAAGGUCCGAGAGCUCCAACGACAGCUCGAAAGCAGCAAGCAGGCAUACAACGAACUCUCGCUGCAGUUUAAUGCCUACAGAAAGCACAGUACAGAUUUACUGACUAAAGAAAAAGCACUGAAUGUCAAACUCUGUCAUUUUGUUGCGCGGCUACAGUGUAAACGCCAGCUGACCCAGGCUACGGACCAGGCCCGUGGGCUGAGAGGAAGGGACACAGCAGGACUUGAGGCGGCCGAUGCUUGCAUCAGUCGAUACCCAGCGAGGAGUGCCCGCUGCCCUGUGGUGACCGCAAGAGAGCCGAAAAACAGGUACCCAGAUGGUCUGUAUCCGGGCAGGGGACACCCGCUGCCCCGCGUCGGUGGCCCGGCCCCUGCCACCAUGCAGCGGGAAAGCCCCCAAAACACCUCUGCCCG
This is a messenger RNA of Pelecanus crispus (Dalmatian pelican), 1409 nucleotides long. NCBI's taxonomy places the organism in Eukaryota, Metazoa, Chordata, Aves, Pelecaniformes, Pelecanidae. The record is from RefSeq and is a predicted model, not a curated record.